AUGGGUUUAUUUGGCGCAUUAGCAGGAGUUGCAUCCAGAUUUUUGCCCGCAGUGGGAACAAUAGCCAGAGGUGUAUUUGGAGUUGGAAGGAAGAUUUUGAGUACAUUAGGUAUACUUAAAGAGAAAGCACAACCUAUUAUACAAACUGUACAGAAAGGUUGGGAUGUAGCACGAGAUGCAGCAAAUCUUAUUCCAAAUCCUGAAACAAGAGGAAAAGUUCAAGGAUGG
Molecule: messenger RNA, 228 nt
Organism: Trichomonas vaginalis G3
Lineage: Eukaryota; Parabasalia; Trichomonadida; Trichomonadidae
Exons: 1
Source: RefSeq, a predicted model, not a curated record